UUGAAAGCUGGAACACCAUGACUGUAGUGACGCAUUCAAAAUAAACAAAAUUCUAGAGAAUGAGACAACUCAGAGGCAGAACGCUUCGGCUCCUAAAGAUAGGAUGUUUCUGUUUCAUGUUUAUGAUUAUUAUUUGGUACAUCGCUAUGACGUUAAAGAAAAGAGUUACCCCUAUGUAUGCUUCUGGUGUUGUUGAUACAACAGUAGGCCACAUUCGGUAUGACUUUUCCACGGGUAUGUUUUCAUUAAUAGAAAAUGGUGAAACUUACAUUCAGGGUCUUUUAUCAGAAUCAUUACGAUAUACAGCUGCCUUGGAGUGUAGGCCAGACCGGAACAACCCGAAUUACCUCUGUCUGAGAUGGCACCGGUACACAGAUCUAGAGGUCAGAAAAUUAAAAGGAAGUGAUCAAUGUCACGAAAUUUUUUGGAAGCCUUCCAGUCGAGACUUUCUGCCUCAAGACUGCAUUUCUUUACGAGGUGCCAUAUGGUAUGGGGGAGGUGAAAUGUAUGACCAGAAGUGGCCAUUGAGAGAUGUGUCCAUUCCUCUACAGCCAUACCUUUCAAAUGAUCUCAUGUAUAAAACAAAAUACAAUAAGCCAACAGGAAACAUUUUUGGAAAUGUGAUAGAGAGAUUUUGGCUCAGCACUAAAGGUGUGGGCAUUGUGGUUGACAGUUCUGUCCCUUUGUUUGUUAGUAUGAACACCAGUAAUAGUAAUCUACUGUGCUUCACAACUAACUCGGAUCAUCCUCGGUAUCCAACAGGACAAAGCCAUUUACUAAAAUACACCAUUUGUAAGAAGAAAAAUAUCAAGGAGGUUUAUGAAUUAAUGCAAAUGAGACAUUUUGAGUCCCCGAAAGAUAAGCCAAGUCUGGAUUUAAUGCAGUUCCCAGUGUUGUCCACUGUACCAAGAUUUGAAAACAAUAUGACACAAGGGGUUUUGCUAAAGUUUGUAAAGAAAUUUAAAGAUGAUCUGGAAAAAGCUUUGUCUAUCAAGAAACUAUUUUUUGAAUUUGAUGGUCUGUUUUCCUCAAAAUUUGGUAACUUUGAUAUUGAUUCUGGUUUAUUUCCUAAUGCACAUCAAGUCUGCAGCACAAUGAGAGAAUAUGGAUACCAAAUUAUUGUGUCUAUGACUCCUUUGAUAAGUAAAGAUUCCAAAAAUUUUGACACAAAAUCUGAGUUUUUAGUACAAAAUUCAAACUCUGAGCAACUAGCACUUGUGAAGUGGUAUUAUGGUAUGGUGGGCUUAGUUGAUGUGACAAACCCAGAAGCUGCUAGAUGGUUUCAUUCAAAAUUAUCAACAAUGAUGAAGGAUUAUGGAAUAGAUGGAUUAAAGUUAUAUGCUUGUGAAAGUAACUAUUUACCCCCAAACCACCUAAGUCAUGGAUCAUUAGCAAAUCCUGGGUCUUACAUUACAAACUUACUUUCAUUAGUUAGCAAUUUAGGACAAAAUAAACAACUUUUACAAACAACCUGUGCCUACAAGUCUCAAAAACAUUCCAUGUAUGUACAACUAGGAAGGAAGGAAUCCAAGUGGGGAGCUGACAAUGGUCUUCAAAGUGUGAUUCCUGCUGUUUUGACACUAGGGAUUCUGGGAUACCCAUUUGUGAUCCCUGAUGUAGUUGGAGGAAGUGGUACACAUGGUAACACAACUUCUCCUCCAAAUCGAGAACUUUACAUCAGGUGGUUACAAAUGGCUACUUUUAUGCCAGUUCUUAAAUUUUCAUAUGUUCCUUGGGAUUAUGAUGAUAAAGUAGUAGACAUAGCUUUUAAACUGAUGAAACGAAGACAAGAAAUAAUGAGACUGCUUAUAAAUGCUGCAAAGGAGGCUGAAACAAAUGGCUCCCCGAUUAUUAGACCAUUGUGGUGGACAGACCCCCUGGAUCCUUAUGCUCUGACAAUUAAUUCUGAAUUUAUGUUGGGCAAUGACCUACUUGUGGCCCCAGUUGUUAACCCAGGGGUGACAAAGAUAGAUAUUUAUUUACCUGAAGGUUACUGGAAGGAUAACCUAAAGGGUGAAGUGCACCAUGGAAAACACUGGUUGAGGGACUAUGAGGUCAGCCUAGAACAGAUACCGACUUUCAGUAAGCACAAAUUCUUAGCGAAAUGAAGUCCGACUGUUGUCUUUUAAGCAAAAUCAUACAUGUAUCUUACAACUCAGGUAUUGGAAGGCUGUGAACAACUUAACCAAUAAUGUGAAGAAUGAAUUGUGUUUUGUGUGAA
Saccostrea echinata is the source of this 2221-nucleotide messenger RNA. Its product is annotated as myogenesis-regulating glycosidase-like. The record is from RefSeq and is a predicted model, not a curated record. Bases 60 to 2108 code for a protein of 682 amino acids. NCBI's taxonomy places the organism in Eukaryota, Metazoa, Mollusca, Bivalvia, Ostreida, Ostreidae. Gene Ontology annotation, molecular function: hydrolase activity, hydrolyzing O-glycosyl compounds. The transcript is spliced from 3 exons. Gene Ontology annotation, biological process: carbohydrate metabolic process.